Messenger RNA from Racocetra persica, 213 nucleotides. Lineage: Eukaryota; Fungi; Glomeromycota; Glomeromycetes; Diversisporales; Gigasporaceae. The record is from the annotation of a GenBank genome assembly.
UGCGGCUGUGCGAAUGUUGAAAGCAGGAGCAAGACCGAGUAUGAUCUAUGAAGCUAUUAGGGACGAGGAUGGAAACCCAACCGCAACUAGAAAGAACAUAUCUAAUUUAGGCUUACGAAUCAACUCUCUAGAGGAGACUGCUUCAAUGGAGGCACUGAUAAUCGGCAUGGAGAAAAGAGGAUAUAUAGUGCGCCGUGAAAAUUAUAAAGGAAA